This is a messenger RNA of Laccaria bicolor S238N-H82, 1413 nucleotides long. RefSeq lists its product as uncharacterized. The record is from RefSeq and is a predicted model, not a curated record. Lineage: Eukaryota; Fungi; Basidiomycota; Agaricomycetes; Agaricales; Hydnangiaceae. The transcript is spliced from 5 exons. The coding region runs from base 1 to 1413 and encodes 470 amino acids.
AUGAAUAAUGACAACACUAAGCUAGCCAUUAACUCUUCUGGCCCAAAAAGUGUGGGAAACAGUUCCCAACCUAAAUGUGCACUGUGCCUGACAGGAGUUUGCAAGACUAAUAAUCAUUUUGCAAGGAGAAUCCACUCACAGUCAAUUUUGAAAAAUGAGGCAGUUCAUCGUGCAUCUUGCGCUUGGCUUAUCCAGCAGCAGAAGGGGAAAGUUACCCCAGUCAAAUUUCAGAAAGGCCUCAAUGAAUCAAUACUUCUGUUGCUUGGUAUUUAUCCCAACAAGCCACUUUGUGAGAGAACAGCUUGUUGCUGGCUCGUUAAGCUUGGUUGGCAUCACACCAGAAUUAAGAAGGGAGUUUACAUGGAUGGACACAAAUGGGCAGACAUUGUUUCCUAUCGUCAGAAUAUUUUCCUUCCAAAAAUGGCCAAAUUCGAAAGCCGAAUGGCGAAGUAUGAACAUAUCGGCAACGAUUUACAGAGGAUUUCACUCUCGCUUCAACCAGGAGAGAAAGAAAUUAUCCCUGAGUUUCAUGAUGAGUCAUCUUUCCAUGCUGUUGAGCAUACAGCAUCGAUUUUGUUACAAUCAACAGAGAUCAUCGCAAAAAAAGACAGGGGACACUUAAUACAUGUCUCAGAAUAUAUUGAGGCUGAGAAUGGGUGUUUGGUCAUGAAUGGCCCAAAUGGUGAGGUUCUAAAGGAAGCACAUCAGAUAAUCUAUCCAGGCUCCAAUGGUGAUCCAUGGUGGGAAUCCAAGCAGCUUAUUGACCAGGUGAAAAACAAGGCAAUCCCAGUUUUCAAAGAAGUGCAUCCAGGAUCACCUGAUGCACUCAAAGCCUUUGAAAUGAAUAAAUCAAAUGGUGGAGCACAAUGUUGGCAAAAAGACACUGUCAUUCCAGAUUCAAAUUCAUAUCCAGAAUAUUGUGGCAGGGUUCAAAAAAUGACCACUGAGACUGGGCAACAAACAGGGCUUCAACAGACUCUUGCAGAGCAUGGCUUUGAUGUGCACCACCUUCGCGCUAAAUGCGCACCAGUUUGCCCUUUCGAGAAUGACAAUUGCUGCAUGGCACAUCUUCUCAGUAAGCAAGAAGAUUUUGCUAACCAUAUUUCUGUUCUUGAAACUGUAAUUUGGGAGGCCAGCCAUGAGUGUAUUUUCCUACCUAAGUUCCAUUGUGAGCUCAAUCCCAUUGAAAUGGUGGACAAGAAUACUUUCCAACAGGCGAAAGACACUGCCUCAGAAGCGCUGAACACUUGUCCCCCUAAGGUGAUCCGGCGAUUUAUCAACCAAUCGUGGUGGUGGAUGUCAGCUUAUUUCAGAUUGACUGGCAAGGCUGCCCAGUGGGCUGUGCAAAAGCAAAAAGGCGAUCGCAGUGUUUCAAGGACCGCGAUGAUGCAUUUAGAUUCAGUUCUCAACUAA